AUGUCGACUUCCGCCGAUAUCCCCAGCAAGACCCGGCUGUCGCAUCAACCAUCAAAGAUACGCGCCGUUCUUUCGCUACCACCGCAAUGGCUUCAUAUGUACGAAGAGUUCAUUACCAAGAACUCUAGUCAGGUUUCUCAAAUAGAGUCGGCUUUAAGGUCUCUCACCUACAUCAUCCCUGGUCGAUUCCGCGAUGCCGAAAUUGCCUCCGAAACCGUGCAUUCGAGUGUACAGCUCCUUUCUCUAUAUCAUGAUACCCUUCUCAUGCGCGCCUUAUCGCGCAUACCGAUGGCGCGAUUGCCAUCUCCUCACGCCCGAUAUACCAAAUACUGGACCCAGCGGAGUCCCAUGUACCGACGCAUCGCCAUGUUACUGCAGAUGGUCACAUACACACAGCUCUUGUGCGAGAUGGCUGCCAAGAGGCGCGGCGGCGAGCGCAGUCGAUGGCGCGUCGUCGUGCUUCUAGAAGCUAUUAAGGCCAUCUGCCGCCUAUUGCUAUUGCGCGUGACGCGCUCUCGUCCUCUUGUGUCGCCCGUUCUUCCAGAACGGGAGCCUAUCCCCGAAGAUACCGAAGCCGAAAGUGACGGCGCUUUGAAGGAGAUGCUGGACGAGCCGACCAAUGGGCACGCGCCGGAAGAUAGUGAGGAGGCGCAGAAACCUCAUGAGAGAGACUGGGUUAUGCCCAGGACUGGCAUGAGCCUUCCCUCGCUGCCCAACGCUGGUGAUAUCAGUGGCUAUCUCCUGGGCAAGGUGUUGACAGCGGAGGAUAUCAAACCAGCUGCGAAGUUGCUGAACCAGUUACAGGGUAGCGCACAGGCCGCAGAGGUACUGCACAUCCUCGCGCCGUUGGUGUAUGCCGUCGCGUUGUCGAAGAGCAAGAAUAAGAAGUCAUGGACACCGUGGCUUGUCGGCCUGAGCGUCGAAUACGCAGCGCGGCAACUCAGAGACCGGGGCUUCAGAACAACGCCACUCGAACGCGAUGAAUGGAGCAAGAGAGGCUGGGCCAUGGGUUGGUGGACUAUGCGCGGAGCAUUCUACGAAAACGUCAUGAAGGGUGUUGUUGGCGGCGUACGAUCCAGAGUACCCAACCUUGUCGGUGGCAUUCUGGAGGACUACGAGUAUCUGUGGGAGAACUACUACUUUAGCACGAGUGCUUGA
Colletotrichum orchidophilum is the source of this 1158-nucleotide messenger RNA. Its product is annotated as peroxisomal membrane protein. The transcript is spliced from 2 exons. Gene Ontology annotation, cellular component: peroxisomal membrane. Bases 1 to 1158 code for a protein of 385 amino acids. Lineage: Eukaryota; Fungi; Ascomycota; Sordariomycetes; Glomerellales; Glomerellaceae. The record is from RefSeq and is a predicted model, not a curated record. Gene Ontology annotation, biological process: peroxisome organization.